AUGACCUUCGAACGCGUCCCCCUGGAUUGCUUCCCCGAGACUUUCUCUACCGCCAUUGAAUUGUCUAGCGUCGCACUCGGGGGAUCCAUCAUCUCCGUCUCCGACGAGUUUUUUGCAGAAGCAUUCCAUCUCCUCCUCGUAGAGCCCCCACCAAGCCUCAAAGGCCAAUUCGGCCCCAAAGGCGCGCUAUACAGUGGCUGGGAGUCCAGAAGACACAAUCCCACGUACGAUUGGUGCAUCCUCAAAUUAGGAACAACCGGCUCGAUCUUCGGGUUUGACGUGGACACCACCCAUUUCAAUGGAAACGAAGCUCCACAGGUCUCAGUCCAAGCCCUCUACUUGCCCGAUGGGUCCCUCGCACCCCAAUCUGACGAUCCAAGGUGGUCCGAGAUCCUGCCCAGGGUGGACCUGGGCCCCAGCUCAAGGCACCUUUUCAAAAUCAACCCUACCACAGGGGUGAAUUACGUCAAACUCAACAUGUAUCCUGAUGGAGGCAUAGCGCGAUUCCGUGUCUACGGCCUUGUGGCCCCAGUCUUCCCUGCCGAUGCGUCAAAGCAGUUCGACCUGGCCCAUGUGUUCUCCGGUGGCCGAGUCGUGUUUACCUCUGAUCAGCACUUCGGGGUCGGAUCCAACCUGAUCAUCCCUGGAAGAGGCAUGUCUCUCAUUCUGCCCGUCUGUGGCAAGGAUAUGGGGGAUGGCUGGGAGACGAAACGAAGCAGAAAGAGCGGCCACAAGGACUGGGCGAUCAUCAAACUCGGAGAUGCUGGUCACCUUUCACACGUCGUCAUCGAUACCGCACACUUUAAAGGCAACUUCCCGGAGUCAUGCGAGCUCCACGCGCUGACAAGCGAUGAGCUGGUUCCACAAGAUGCACCAGAGGACAGAUGGUCCGUUAUAUUGCCGCGCACGAAGCUCGGCCCGCAUAGGGAGCACUCGUUCCAGUUGGAGAAUGUUGAUGAUGUAACAUUCACGCAUGUCAGAAUCACGAUAUACCCAGAUGGUGGAAUCAAACGUAUCCGCGUGUUCGGUCGGCGCACAGGUACCGCGGCGACACUUACUGAUACUGCAGUCGAAGAGAACGUCGGCGUAAACUCGCCCCAGCCGGCCGUCGCCCCCUCUGUCUCUUCUGGGCCCGCAACUGGACCCGGACUCCUUGCGCUUCCCCUCACUGCUGAGGCGUUCGCGCCCUUUGGGCAAGUUGUGCAGGCCUAUGAUGAUGUCAAUGCCGUCCCCGCGCCGCGUACGACACGUGUGACGGACGCGAACCAGGGAACGGCGAAGAAGUUCCACAAGCUCGCACCGAUUGCCGCGUCAUACCCGCCCGGCACAGGUGCGACAGCAGGCCUGUCUGUGUACCGCUGCCAGCCGACAAAGAUCCACCCUGGUGGGCGGGUUCCGGUGACAGUGCUGGAACGCCACCCGUACACGAACCAAGCAUUCAUCCCAAUGGGCUCGAGCGAGGAGCUACGAGACCCGGCGAGUAGGUAUUUGGUGGUGGUUGCGAAGAACGGGGGAGAUGAUAGGCCGGAUAUGAAGAGCCUACGCGCGUUCGUGGCGUCUGCAGGACAGGGGAUAGUGUAUAACACUGGAGUUUGGCACCAGCCCAUGACGGUGUUGGAUAAGCCGAUGGAUCUCACUUGUGUAGAGACGCAAAUUGGUAACGGGGACAAGUCGGAUUGCGAGAUCCUCGAAUUGGAUGGAUCAGCAGGACACUACAAUUCCGAGAAAGCCGGAGAGGCACGAGAGGGACCGAUCGAUCCAAAUUUAAUGAACGAUCUCGACUGCAAUUUUGACCUCGCCUCGCCUCUCGAAGGCCAUCUACUUGCCCUCCCCGCCACCACUCAUCCCGACCCCAACUCUGGAAUUGAGAUUGUAAACCAGCUCCUCCUGCCGCAUACAACCGAAUUCAUCGAGAUCAAUACCAUCGAGCAAGCCCACGAUGCGAUCAAGUCCAUGAAAAUCCGCGGUGCACCCGCUAUCGCGUCCCUCGCCGCCCUCGCCGUCGCGUCGGAUCUCUCCCGGGCCCUCCAAGCAGAUCCCGCUCCCGACUUUCUCUCCUCUCCCCAAGCACUGGAAUCGCAUGUCUCAAGACACCUCGCGUUCCUGUACACCGCGCGCCCCACCGCGGUGAACCUCGGGGCAGCGACGCGUCGCCUGACCCGCACGCUCCAGGCGUCCGUAGCGGCUGGCAAGGAUGCGCGGGCGAUCGCAUAUGAUCUCAUUGCGGAGGGAAGGGAGAUCGACGCCGAGGACGUGAGCAGGAACAAGCAGAUGUCGAAGUGGGGAGGCGAGUGGCUGCUGGAGAGGGUCAAGGCGAGCGGGCAGCCCGGUACGGGCCUAAAUGUGAUGACGGUAUGCAACACCGGGUCGCUGGCGACCUCAGGCUAUGGCACGGCCCUUGGUCUGAUCACCUACCUCCACGAGACAGGAGUGUUGAAUCGGGCCUACUUCACUCAAUCGACGCCAUAUCACCAGGGUUCGCGGCUCACUGCGUUCGAGCUACAAACUCUUGGGAUACCGUCGACGAUGCUCUGCGACAGCAUGGUCGGUUCGCUCUUCCAGCAUAACCAGAUCCAUGCUAUUGCUGUCGGCGCUGACAGGAUAGCACGGAAUGGCGACACCGCAAACAAGGUUGGGACGUAUAACGCUGCCGUGCUUGCUGCUCGCCACAAGAUCCCAUUCGUCGUCGUCGCCCCCAUCAGCACAGUCGAUCUCGACAUCGCAGACGGUAGCGCAAUUCCUAUUGAACACCGGCCACCACUGGAGGCAUGCCUCGUCCGGGGGGCACUCUACCCAGCUUCAGUGGGCGCACAAGGUGUGAAGGAGCAGGCGACGGUGAUGGUGACGCCGGAGGGACGGGACAGCGAGGGCGUGUACAACCCAAGUUUCGACGUGACGCCGGCUGAGCUCAUUACCGCCAUCGUAACAGAGAAGGGGGUAGCUACCAAGAGCGACGGAGCGACGGCAUUCGAUUUGUCAAGUGUUGUGUAG
Molecule: messenger RNA, 2991 nt
Organism: Fibroporia radiculosa
Lineage: Eukaryota; Fungi; Basidiomycota; Agaricomycetes; Polyporales; Fibroporiaceae
Exons: 19
Coding region: 1-2991 (996 amino acids)
Biological process (GO): allantoin catabolic process
Molecular function (GO): ureidoglycolate hydrolase activity; S-methyl-5-thioribose-1-phosphate isomerase activity; ureidoglycolate lyase activity
Source: RefSeq, a predicted model, not a curated record